Messenger RNA from Camponotus floridanus (Florida carpenter ant), 691 nucleotides. Its product is annotated as fatty acid synthase-like. The coding region runs from base 26 to 691 and encodes 221 amino acids. Gene Ontology annotation, molecular function: fatty acid synthase activity. The record is from RefSeq and is a predicted model, not a curated record. Lineage: Eukaryota; Metazoa; Arthropoda; Insecta; Hymenoptera; Formicidae. The transcript has 3 exons. Gene Ontology annotation, biological process: fatty acid biosynthetic process.
UAUAUGAAAAUAAUUGUUUAUUGUGAUGGAAGAAACAUAUAGACCGUGCAUUAAUAUUGAUUCUGGCGAUGAAAUCGUUAUUUCAGGUAUUGCUGGUAGAUUUCCAAAUUCAAAUAACAAUCAUUUACAAGAAAAUCUAUUCAAUAAAGUUGAUCUUCUUAGAACAGAUCCUUGCCGAUGGAAAAUAGAGCAUCCAGAUUUACCACAACGGAUGGGAAUAAUUAAUAAUGUAGAAAAAUUUGAUGCUGAUUUUUUUAACGUAUGCUUCAAGCAAGCACACACGCUCGAUCCUAUGACGAGAAUAUUAUUAGAACAUACUUAUGAAGCAAUUGUCGAUGCUGGGAUCAAUCCAAAACAAUUGCGAGGAAAAAAUACAGCCGUGAUUAUAGGAACAAGUUUUCUGGAAUCGCAAGAGAGAUUUAUGUAUGAGAAUCUUCAGGUAGACGGUUUAGGCAUUGUGGGAUGUAGCAAAUCUAUAGUAGCAAAUAUGCUUUCAUAUAUUUUGGAUUUGAAAGGGCCAUCUUAUACAGUCGAUACAACAUGCAGCUCCACUUUUUAUGCCAUGGCUCUUGGUUAUCGUGAUAUCAUGUCAGGUCGAUGCGAAGAUGCCAUAAUUGGAACCUCACAAUUAUGCUUACAUCCCAUCAUAAAUCUGCAAUUCUCUCUUGGCAUUUUUGCUAAAAUUAAUUAA